Coprinopsis cinerea okayama7#130 is the source of this 1647-nucleotide messenger RNA. RefSeq names its product triacylglycerol lipase 3. Bases 1 to 1647 code for a protein of 548 amino acids. The record is from RefSeq and is a predicted model, not a curated record. NCBI's taxonomy places the organism in Eukaryota, Fungi, Basidiomycota, Agaricomycetes, Agaricales, Psathyrellaceae. The transcript has 14 exons.
AUGUUGCUCAAGUCGUUUGUUACGCUUUCCGUGCUCUUCAGCUAUGUCCUAGGUGCCCCCGAGGUGAAGAUUGGCGACACAACCGUCGUCGGUCGUGACCUGACAGAGUCCAAAGUUGAAUUCUUCGGAGGCAUCCCAUUUGCUAAGCCCCCUGUUGGAAAACUCAGGUUUAGAUCUCCGGUUUUGAAGACGAGACUCGAUACGGACACCUUUAAUGCGACAGAGUACGGCAAGUCCUGUCUGCAGCCGCCGAUGUUUGGUCCUGCGACGGGCAUAUCUGAGGACUGUUUGACCAUCAACAUAUACCGCCCUGCUGGCACACAGCCAGAAGAAAAGCUUCCAAUUCUUCUAUGGGUCUACGGAGGGGCGUUCAUCAUUGGAGGGGCGAAUACAUACGACGGUAGUGGAUUGGUAUCGCGCGGGGUUGCAAGGGGUACACCGAUUAUCUACGCCAAUUUCAACUAUCGCCUUGGACCAUUCGGCUACCCGCAAGGUCAAGAAGCGCAUGGUGAAAGAGAACUCAACCUUGGGCUGAAGGAUGUUAUUGCAGCCUUGGAGUGGCUUCACGCAAAUGCAGACGCCUUUGGUGGCGAUGCGAGUAAGAUAACUAUUUUUGGAGAAAGCGCUGGCGCUAUGAACAUAGGAACCCUCCUUUUAAACCAGGACUUUGAGAAACUCGUUCGAGGCGCGAUCCUUGAAUCCGGUUCCGCCAGCAGCGUUUCCGCUGUUCCAGCUGCAGAGCGGGACUCUGUUUGGGAAUCAUUUGUUGGCAGUGUUCCCUCCUGCGUGAGUGUGGCGACGAGUGGGAAGACAUUCCCAUGCCUGCAGGACGCUACCGAAGAUGAGAUCUUGACAAGCUACCUCGAGUUCGUUGGUACCAAUUUCAUGGCUGGCCUGUCCUGGGUCCCAACGCUCGAUUUGGGUCCUGGUAGCCUCUUCCCUGGCGUGCCCUCUGAGCUCUACAGAGAAGGCAAAUUUGCGCGAAUUCCGUUCAUCGCCGGGACCAAUCUCGACGAGGGAACGCUCUUCGCAAUUGGAUUCCGUAGCCCUAACGCCACUGAAGCCGAACUUCGAGCGAGCACAUUGGCCACGGUCUCCCCCUCUGUUGACCCAGGACGUGCCGCCAGGAUUGUCGAUCGUAUCCUGGAGUUAUACCCUGAUGUGCCAGCCCUUGGGUCUCCUUAUGGUACCGGCGACGAAUUGUUUGGAUUCCCUUCAAUCUAUAAACGUGCCUCUGCCUUGCAGGGUGACCUGGUCUUCGACGCUCCUCGACGACAGUGGUCCGAAGCUGCAGCGGAACACGGACUGAAGGCAUAUGGUUACCUAUUCACACAACCUCAGCCAGGAGACCCGGCGGCUGGUGUCCCUCAUGCAGCGGAAAUUUCUUGGGUCUACGGGACACCCCCAGACCCGUCUCCUUCGGCUCAGAAGUUUAGUGAGGUCAUGAUGGACUAUUGGAUUUCUUUCACUGUCAACUUGGAUCCCAAUGACGAUAAUGGCUCUGAGCGUCCUAUUUGGCCUCAGUAUACCGACCAGGAUCCGAUUCUGCUUCAACUUGAAGGUGGAAACACGACGGCCAUCCUCGAUGAUUACAGAAAGGAACCGAUUGGGUUUAUUAAUGCGAACGCACCUGUGUUCAGGAAAUGA